CAAAAGCCUCUCUCUCUCUCUCUCUCUCUCAUCGCCUCCCUCUUCAAUCCCCCUCUCUCUCUCUUCUCUCUCUCCUUCGAUCGAUUCCCAAAAUUUGAGCUCGAAUUCGGGAUUCAGCUCAUUCAAAUCUUGAUUUCGACAUUCAUAAGGUGAAGUUAUUGCAAGAACUUUCGUUUUUUUGGUUUUUUUUCAUUGGCUUUUGUUCAUUCUGAUGAUGUUUAAUUUGUUUGGAAUUGGUCCUUGGUUGUUCUUUUGAUUGAUUCAUAGAUAAAGAGUUACAAAGGAGAAAUAUAUAUAUAUACAUAUAAUUAGGAUGGCCACCAUGGUUGCUAGAGGUAGCAGCCCUUUGCCGUCGAUGUCGAUUCCCGAAAAGGGGAGCAGGAACAAGCGGAAGUUCCGGGCCGAUCCGCCGGCCGCCGAUCCGGCCGAUUUGGCGCAUCCAUUCCAAUCGGAAUGCCCGAAUUACGAUCUAUUCCCGGCCGAUAGAACCCCGGAGAGCUUCAAUCUCGAGCACCUCGCGAGCGUGUGUGAUAUGUGCAAGACUCUCAUGUGCGGCCCCAAGGGGGACGGAGUCGAGCCGGAGGAUCCCCACGACGCGGAUUGGAGCGACCUCACGGAGACCCAGCUGAAGGAGAUCUUGUUGAGCAACUUGGACGCGUUCUUCAAGAACGCCAUCGCGAUCGUCUCCGCUUAUGGGUACACCGAGGAGGCCGCUGUGAAUGCCGUGUUGAGUGCCGGGCUUCGUUAUGACUGUAGAGAUGCUCUCUCGGCCGUUGUGGAUACUGCAUUUGAAUGGUUUAGGGGUGGGCAAGAGAUAGAUACAUCUAAAAGAGAGAAUCUUUCCGAAGAUUUGCAGAAGUUGGAGAAUAGCGUGCUUUCGCGAAUGGUGAGUGUGCUCCGGGAGGCCCACCCGUUCUUUAGUAUUGGCGACGCGAUGUGGUGUUUGCUAAUCUGCGACUUGAAUGUUUCCCAUGCCUGCUCGAUGGAUGGCAAUCCUUCAAAAUGUAUUGGAAAUGAGGAGAAAUUGGAUGCGUGCUCUAACUCGGACAAUACGGCUUCUCUAGCUCUUCCUGAAUCCGGUGUUUCUCAAAAUGUUCCGCAGCCUGAAACGCCGACUCUGCCAUCUAUGCCAAAUUUAGCAUACGGGAAGUUUUCAGCCCCGGGCAAUGCCCAGAGCAUUAUUCCCAAUCUUAAGAUUAGCAGAAAUCCAGUUGCCUCUUCUGAUCAUGUGGAAGAAUCCUCAUCUCUAUCUCUUACUCAGACUCUGCAAGAAGAGAAAGCGGUUAGUAGUAAGAUGGUACAAAUAGGCAGCUCUAAGAAGGAAUCGUCAAUCCUUCAACAGAAGUCGAUCCACCUCGAGAAGAGCUACCGAGCGUUGGGAUCAAAAGCGGCUUUGAAAGCAUGUAAACACAGCGGGGUGGGGACUACGAUUUUGGAUAGGAGAUGCAAGUCUAUUUCGGGUAAUUCGGGUAUGAGCUUGAAGAGCUCAUUGAAGGUCGGCAAAGUGAUGGGCAUGAACAUAACAGAAGCAAAUGCAACUCUCAACCUUUCUUUUAGCGCGGGGCUUUCUUCUACUUCGUCAUUCAACACAAAGGCGGCGAAUAGUCACCCUCAGACGGCGACUGCCGAUACUGAGCUUUCCUUGUCGUUGCCAUCUUCAAGUAGCUCUGUCGCUAGCACCAAACAGGAUUGCGGUGUUGAAGCUUCUAAAUGUUGCAAUUUUGAUGCUUACCCUUAUGAUAAGAUUUGUAAGGAUUGGGUUGCGGAACACAAGAAGGAUGAGAUUGCCAUAAGCUUAGUUCCUUAUGUGAGGGAAUUGCAGACACAGAUGCAGAGCUGGACAGACUGGGCUCAGCAGAAGGUAAUGCAAGCGGCACGUAGGCUGGCAAAAGAAAAGGAUGAGCUCCAAUCCCUCAGGCAAGAGAAGGAAGAAGCGGGGCGCAUGCAAGAAGAGAGGCAGAGUUUGGAAGAAAGCACUCGGAAAAAGCUCGCGGAGAUGGAAACUGCGAUUGCAAAGGCUAGCGGCCAGGUCGAGAGGGCUAAUGCUACUGCACGGCGUCUUGAAGUUGAGAACGCGCAGCUUCGGCUCGAGAUGGAAGCCGCGAAAUUACAGGCUGCAGAAUCCGCUGCUAAUUGUGAGGAGCUCUCGAGGAAGGAGGUGAAGACUGUUAAGAAGGCCCAGUCAUGGGAGACACAGAGGACUUUGUUGCAAGAGGAGCUUGUCAAUGAAAAGCAUAAGCUAUCUCAGCUACAGCAGCAACUCGAGCAGGGGAAAGAGCAUAGAGAUCAACUGCAGAUCAGGUGGAAGCAAGAAGAGAAGACGAAGAACGAAGCGCUUGCUCUCGCCAAUUCUGCGAAAGAAGAGCGAGAACAAAUCGAGACUUCCACAAAAUCGCAGGAAAAUGCACUAGUGCUAGAAGCAGAAAAUGAGUUGCAGAGGUACAAAGUAACCAUUCGAGGGCUCGAACAGAAGAUUUCGCAGCUGAGGUUAACAGCAGACUCUUCGAAAAUCGCUGCACUGAGAUGGGGUGCGGAUAAAUCCUAUGCCUCCCGCCUCACCGCAGGGAAUAAAAAUAGUAAUCCUCACCUCGUAUCCAAGAAUGUGAAUUCGCAGGAACUGGAAUCCGAUGAUGUACAGCGUGAGCGCGAGUGCGUUAUGUGCUUAACGGAGGAGAUGUCGGUGGUCUUCCUUCCCUGCGCACACCAAGUUGUCUGCAGAAGCUGCAAUGAGCUCCAUGAGAAGCAGGGUAUGAAGGAUUGCCCUUCUUGCAGGACCCCGAUUCAGCGAAGGAUUUGCGUCCGCUUCUCUGACUCUUAGGUCGGCAUAUAUACUUUCCAAACUCCGGUUGAGUUAAAAGAUCGAGAAUAAUGUCUUGUGCAACUCGGAAAAUGAAUAAUGCAUCCCGUAAACAUUAUUUAUUGGGCAUUAAAAAAAACCAUCGAUUGCUCGAUGAAUUGCAUGUUUUUUUUUCUUUUUAUCCGAGAAGGUCAUGAUUUUCGAAUUUUGAGGUGAAAUUUGUCCUAAAGGUGACUCCUUUUUCAAAUUUACAGUUGAAUGAAAUGUUGUGGCAUUUGCUGGAUUAGUUGCAAA
Molecule: messenger RNA, 3091 nt
Organism: Ananas comosus (pineapple)
Lineage: Eukaryota; Viridiplantae; Streptophyta; Magnoliopsida; Poales; Bromeliaceae
Product: putative E3 ubiquitin-protein ligase RF298
Exons: 3
Coding region: 314-2818 (834 amino acids)
Source: RefSeq, a predicted model, not a curated record